AUGGUUCGCCUCAAACAGAAGCUCUCCACUGUGUCCAUGCCAUCGUAUAUCCGGUCUGACACAGAUCUUUUGUACGGGAAAAAUGCGGGAAUUGCCAACCAGGACGCACAACAAGCCCUUAUUUACUCCGAUCCGUCGAUUCCGAUGGCAGAUGAUGAGACAGCCCUCUUUGAUGAUGCGCGCUCGUUCGGCCCGUCGGCUGCCCCAUCCAUGCAGCCGUCUGUCACCAGCCUAAACGAGCCGCACAGCUCAAACAAAGACCACCGCCUACGCUCCGAGAUGGAGAUCAACGCCCAGCAUUACCAAAAACAGCAAGAGUAUCGCAAGCAUCGAAAGCAGAAGCGCACAUUGACAGACAUCGAUUUUGAGGGAAUUUUGAACAUCAUCGGGGGUUGUAAUCUAUGGCAAAUCACGGUCUACAUGAUGAUUUCUGCGCAACAAGUGCCACACGCCAUGUUCAACUUGUCGGUCGUCUACAUGAUGUAUCAGCCGGAUCAUUGGUGCAAGGUUCACGACUACUCCGAAAGCCAUUUCCGCAAAUACGAGCAGAACUACACAUGGUCUACGGUUCUCAACUCCACCGUCGCGUUCCCACAAGUGUUCAACCUGCAACGGAAGCAGGUGUGGCAUGACCAAUGUCAUUACUACGAUCGAGAUUAUGCGAAAAUCUCGAAGUUGAGUUGGGAUAAAAUUGCAAAUAUGACGACGGAUGUGCCACAAAAGAGAUGCGUCGAGUGGGAGUACGAUACUUCAGUUAUGGAAAGGACGGUUGUGACUGAAUGGAACCGCGUGUGCGACGACAACUGGAGCCGAGCGCAUGUACACCUUUCAUAUUCACUUGGUUAUCUGAUAGGUUGUCUGCUCGGCGGCUUUGUGUCUGACAGAUACGGACGUAAGACGGCUAUCUAUGGCUUCGGCAUCCUAUCGGCCAUUUUCGGGUUCUUGCUGCCAUUUUCAAAGGAGUUUGAGAUAUUCCUUGUGGUUCGUUUCCUACUUGCCGCCUGCAACGAGGGAGCCGAUUUGGCAGCCUAUGUCCUAUGUAUGGAGAUCACUGGUGUUCGGUAUCGAUCUAUCGUUGGCUCCCUGCUGCAGGCACCGUGGGCUUGUGGAUACGCGCUUCUUGCGUUAGUGGCGUGCCUUACUAAAUCCUGGACAGCCAUUCAUAUGAUUACUGUCACGCUGCACGGAAUCUCGCUCAUCUUCAUCCAUUUCUUGCCGGAAAGCCCUCGGUGGUUGAUUUUGAUAAACCGGGUUGACGAAGCAGAAAUUAUCAUCAGAAAAGCGUGCCAUUACAAUAAGUCGAGCCUGCCCAGUGACCUCGAACUCGUACGGCAUGCCGAGCAGCGAAAAUGGAUGAAACAAAAUGAGAAGCCAUCUUUUAUCCAUCUGUUCCGCUCAAAAGAACUUCGCGCUCGCAUGAGCAUACUUUUGGUGGUUUGGAUUGCCACCGCGCUUGUCUACUACGGACUGGUGAUCGCGCUUUCCGACCAGUCAUCACCGGGACGUUCAGUCUUCGAUGGAAACUUCUUCCUCAACAAUGCAAUUGCCGGCGCAAUUGAGCUGCCCACGCUGGUGAUGUGCGUGUUCUUGUUGCGGUACGGCAGAAAAAGAUCCCAAAUGAUCACGCUGUUUGGCGCAGCCGCCCUGAUAAUGGUUGCCAUGGUAGCCACCACGCAACGCCGGACUACGCUUGCCCUCCUAUUCAUGUUACUGGGGAAAGCCUGCAUCCAGGGCUCCUUCAACAUUCUCUACAUUUUCACUUCCGAGCUGAACCCGACGAUUGUGCGCAAUUCCGCCGUGGGGAUCUCAUCAAUGAUAGCCCGCAUGGGGUCGGGAGCUUCAGGAUAUAUUGCCAUUCUCUCCGAUGUCACUCUGCCGAUUGUUCCCAUGCUGAUAUUUGCUGUAUUCGCCGGCUUUGCGGGCAUACUUGUCUUCUUCCUACCAGAGACACAGGGACUUCCGUUGCCCGAUACAAUCUGGGAUGCCGUUACGAUGCUCAAAACCCAGAAAACACCAUCGUGUACCAGUUUUCAGCGGAGUCGAGAAGAGGAGAAAGUCGAGAUGGAGGAGGCUUAUAAGCCGGCUUCCCGCAAAAAUACGCAAAGCAGCGACCGA
Molecule: messenger RNA, 2115 nt
Organism: Mesorhabditis spiculigera
Lineage: Eukaryota; Metazoa; Nematoda; Chromadorea; Rhabditida; Rhabditidae
Source: the annotation of a GenBank genome assembly